Molecule: messenger RNA, 1059 nt
Organism: Gilbertella persicaria
Lineage: Eukaryota; Fungi; Mucoromycota; Mucoromycetes; Mucorales; Choanephoraceae
Product: 3-deoxy-7-phosphoheptulonate synthase
Exons: 4
Coding region: 1-1059 (352 amino acids)
Biological process (GO): aromatic amino acid biosynthetic process
Cellular component (GO): cytoplasm
Molecular function (GO): 3-deoxy-7-phosphoheptulonate synthase activity
Source: RefSeq, a predicted model, not a curated record
AUGGAAGACCUUCGUAUCACUGGCUACAAUGCUUUAUUAACACCCGCUUAUUUGCAAGAAGAACUCCCUGCCUCUGAAAAUUCCAAGAAGACUUCUCAAGCAGCCCGUGAUGAAUGCUCCAAGAUCCUUCGUGGCGAAGACGAUCGUCUUGUUGUCAUUGUAGGUCCUUGUUCCAUUCACGACACCGAAGCUGCCAAAGUUUACUGUCAAAAAUUAUUGCAAGUCAAGGAAAAGCUUAAGGGUGAACUUUUGAUUAUCAUGCGUUCUUACUUUGAAAAGCCCAGAACCACUGUCGGUUGGAAGGGUUUGAUCAAUGAUCCCGAUAUCAACAACAGUUAUGAUAUCAACAAGGGUCUUCGUGUGGGCCGUAAGCUCCUUUGCGAUCUUACCGAUAUGGGUAUGCCUGUUGCUGUCGAGUUACUCGAUACUAUCUCUCCUCAAUACCUUGCUGAUCUUAUGUCUUGGGGUGCUAUUGGUGCUCGUACUACCGAAUCCCAACUUCACCGUGAACUUGCUUCUGGUGUUUCUUUCCCUGUUGGUUUCAAAAACGGUACUGACGGUAACGUUCGUGUCGCUAUUGAUGGUAUUGGCUCUGCUUCUGCUCCUCACCAUUUCUUGGGUGUUACCAAGAAUGGUACAGUCAGUAUUACCCAUACUACUGGUAACCCCGAUUGCCAUGUCAUUUUGCGUGGUUCCAACGAAGGUCCCAACUACAGCAAAGAACAUGUUGAAAAAGCCAGUGCUGCUCUCCAAAAGGCUGGCUUAAGACCUAACAUCAUGAUCGACUGUUCUCAUGGUAACUCUUCUAAAGAUCACCGUAAUCAACCCAAGGUUUCCAGUAAUUUGGCUCAACAAAUUGCUAGCGGUAAUGAUGCUCUUAUUGGUGUCAUGAUCGAAUCAAAUAUUAAUGAAGGUAAGCAAAGUGUUCCUGAAGCUGGUCCUGCUGCUUUGAAAUACGGUGUUUCCAUCACAGAUGCCUGUGUGGACUUUGGGACUACUGAAAAGAUGUUGGAUGAAUUGGCUGAAGCUAUCAAAUCAAGACGUGCUUCCAGAAAGUAA